Molecule: messenger RNA, 666 nt
Organism: Aspergillus oryzae RIB40
Lineage: Eukaryota; Fungi; Ascomycota; Eurotiomycetes; Eurotiales; Aspergillaceae
Exons: 3
Coding region: 1-666 (221 amino acids)
Biological process (GO): positive regulation of transcription by RNA polymerase II
Molecular function (GO): DNA-binding transcription factor activity, RNA polymerase II-specific; RNA polymerase II cis-regulatory region sequence-specific DNA binding; protein dimerization activity
Source: RefSeq, a predicted model, not a curated record
AUGGCCGACAUCACUGCCGUCGGUGAGGAGAACCCUUCUCCUACCCAGGAUGACCUGCAGCAGGCCGCCGGUAACGGCGCCGCUGACAACCGCGGCACCAAGCGUUCUCGCAUGAGCGCCGACGACGACGAUGACGAUGAUGAUAAGCCCGGUCGCGAGCGCAGAAAGAUUGAAAUCAAGUUCAUCCAGGAUAAGUCGCGUCGCCACAUCACUUUCUCCAAGCGGAAGGCGGGUAUCAUGAAGAAGGCAUACGAGCUGUCGGUCCUCACGGGCACCCAAGUGCUAUUGCUGGUCGUGUCUGAGACUGGUCUCGUCUAUACUUUCACCACCCCCAAGCUUCAACCAUUGGUGACGAAGGCCGAGGGCAAGAACCUCAUCCAGGCCUGUCUCAAUGCCCCCGAUCCCACCACCAAUGAGAACGGUGUCGAGGCCGGUGAUGUGCCAACAGAGGCGCCAGAGGAUGUCGCCGCCGCCCACAACAAUGUCAAUGCCCAGCAGCAGAACAUUCCUCGCCCUGCGGGCAUGCACCCAGGCUACAUGACCAACGAACAGCAGCAGCAGAUGGCCUACUACCAAAAUCUUCAGCAGCAACAGCAAGCUGGUGGGCAGUACCCCGGAAUGCCUGUGGGCAACCGGAUGCCGCCCCAGCAUCAACCCACUGCAUAA